AUGAUUCUGAGUAAACUGUCUUCACCACAACUCAGCUCGCUGCCUUCCAAACUACGAACUUCGCCAACGCUAUCCAAAACGCCCCUGGCUAAUCCCCUGAGGACAUCCUCCAACGCACCGCUGAAAAAAGGCUCGAAAAAAGUUUCCUCCUUCUUUAAGAAAAUCGGCUCUGAGUGGUCGGGGCUUCUAUAUCGUCUCAAGGACAUCUCCCACGACGUACACUCGGAAGAAGAAGAGGUGGCCGAGCUUUUCGAAGAUACCGGGCCUCUUGAUAUCGAUCGCUUGUCUAAGGUUGGAAGACAACUUACCGACGCCGAGGAGCAGUUCAUGAGAGACUACAAGAGAUACAAAGACUUGAACAAGGUGUUUGAAAUGCAUCAACUAGAGAACGGCACCGCUGCAAACAGCGAACAGGAUAUUGAAGAUAUCGACCGUCUCAUGUUUAAAGACUUGAAUAUGGUUAAGCUCAAGGAUAACCUCAUCAACCAGGUGCGUGCAUCUCCACAGUACAAUUCCGACUCCUCCACAGAUACCCGUUGCAGUCAAGUCGAGCAACAAACGCUGAGUGUUGGAGAGAUCUUAUGGGAGUACAGAAGAGCCAAGUGGCUCUCGUACGGUAGGGUCACUGACGAGAUGAUCGCUGAAAAGGUCAACCUGAGACGUGAAGAAGCGUCUAUCAAGCAUAUUCCUAAGGAGCUCUACCCUAGGAUCUACACCAACUUGGUGGAUAAGGGGAAGUGCUUGAAGGAUGAUAAACGCAUAAAUUUGGAGGAUCUCGUUGAAGUGAUCAACGAAGGUUGGAAAAAGGAAGAGAGAUGGACGCGUGCCGCCGAAGGCUUGCCAUAA
Molecule: messenger RNA, 846 nt
Organism: Candidozyma haemuli
Lineage: Eukaryota; Fungi; Ascomycota; Pichiomycetes; Serinales; Metschnikowiaceae
Exons: 1
Coding region: 1-846 (281 amino acids)
Source: RefSeq, a predicted model, not a curated record